This is a messenger RNA of Sceloporus undulatus (fence lizard), 4317 nucleotides long. It is a transcript of the gene RPS6KB2, whose product is annotated as ribosomal protein S6 kinase B2. Gene Ontology annotation, molecular function: protein serine/threonine kinase activity; ATP binding. Gene Ontology annotation, biological process: signal transduction; protein phosphorylation. The transcript is spliced from 15 exons. The record is from RefSeq and is a predicted model, not a curated record. The coding region runs from base 4 to 1482 and encodes 492 amino acids. NCBI's taxonomy places the organism in Eukaryota, Metazoa, Chordata, Lepidosauria, Squamata, Phrynosomatidae.
GCCAUGGAGGUCUCCCCUGCGGGGGUUGAGUGGGGCGCCCUUGCCAUGGCCGGCGUCUUCGACAUCGACCUGGAGACUGAAGAGGGGAGCGACGGGGAGGAGCCUGACUUGGGACCCCCGGCGGCGGCGGAUGUGGACCCAGACUUUCACUGCAGUGGCCUCGAAUUGGUGCCAGGACAUUAUGAAGAAAUUGAAAUCUCUGAGAACAUUGUUAACAAUGGUCCAGAGCACAUCGGGCCCCACUGCUUUGAGCUGCUGCGUGUUUUGGGCAAGGGUGGCUAUGGCAAGGUAUUCCAGGUACGGAAGGUACAGGGCACAAAUGCUGGGAAAAUCUUUGCCAUGAAAGUAUUGAAGAAGGCCAAGAUUGCCUGUAAUGCCAAGGACACAGCCCACACAAAGGCUGAGAGAAACAUCCUGGAGGCCAUCAAACAUCCAUUCAUUGUGGACCUCAUCUAUGCCUUCCAGACUGGUGGCAAGCUCUACCUCAUCCUGGAAUGCCUCAGUGGCGGGGAACUUUUCAUGCAGCUGGAGCGAGAAGGCAUCUUCUUGGAGGAUACAGCUUGUUUCUAUCUGGGUGAGAUCAUUCUGGCACUUGGCCACCUCCACUCUAAUGGCAUCAUCUACCGAGAUCUCAAGCCGGAGAACAUAAUGUUAAACAGUCAAGGGCAUAUUAAGCUGACGGACUUUGGUCUCUGCAAGGAGUCUAUUCAUGAUGGAGCUGUCACCCACACCUUUUGUGGCACCAUAGAGUACAUGGCCCCAGAGAUAUUGAUGCGAAGUGGUCACAACCGGGCUGUGGACUGGUGGAGCCUUGGUACUUUGAUGUAUGACAUGCUCACUGGCUCGCCUCCAUUUACGGCUGAAAACCGCAAGAAAACGAUGGACAAAAUCCUGAAGGGGAAGCUGGUGUUUCCACCCUACUUGACUCCAGAUGCUCGUGAUCUGCUUAAGAAGUUCCUCAAAAGGAAUCCCAGUCAGAGAAUUGGGGGUGGACCAGGUGAUGCUGAAGAUGUUCAGAGACAUCCAUUCUUCCGACAAAUUAACUGGGAUGACUUGCUGGCCAGGAGAAUUGACCCACCCUUCCGUCCAUCCCUGCAAUCAGAUGAUGAUGUCAGUCAGUUUGACACCCGCUUCACCCGGCAGACCCCUGUGGAUAGUCCUGACGACGGAUCCCUCAGUGAGAGUGCCAAUCAGGCCUUCUUGGGAUUUACCUAUGUAGCCCCAUCAGUGUUGGAAAGCAUCAAGGAAGGUUUCUCCUUUCAGCCCAAGCUGCGAUCACCACGGCGCCUCAAUAGCAGCCCUCGCACACCUGUCAGUCCAUUAAAGUUCUCACCAUUUGAGGCCUUCAAGCCAAGCACAGCAGUAGAACUGAUGGAGCUGUCGACACCCCCUCUUGUGCCUGUGCCAGAAGUCACCGCCCCACUACCCAUCAAAACACCUUCUGGCAGCAAGAAGAAGAAAAGUCGAGGGCGGGCACGGUAGCUGGCAUAACAAACAGAUCAUUGGACAGACAGGCUGCCUGCCUGCCUGGCAGAGUGGAACUUUCUCCUUGCAUAGGAUGGGCUAUACUCCUGUGUCACAGCAAGGUGUAUGUUGUGAUGGAGAGCACAUUUUCUCCCACCCAUCCCACACUACUAGGGGUCACCCUCCAUCCUAGCUGCAACGGUCUGUGUGGCUUUGGUACUUACCCAUGUGAUGAUGAUCCCUAUACCAGGGGCUUCCAAUUCAGUAUAUGGGAAAUCAUGAUGGGAAUAGAGGGAGCUACAUAAAGGAGGAUAGCAGUAGACUGCUGUCCUUCCAAGAAUGUGACUUGGGCUAGAGAGGUCUUAGCUCUGGUAGUCACAGCAAGGGCAUAAAGUCUCAUUUCCCUCACUGCUAUUGUAUUUGUGCCAGUUCAGGGCUUAAUAACUUGUCCAGCAAUGAGAGCAACUUUGGCUAAAAAGAAUCAAAAUGGUUCCUUAUGGUUAGACCCUCUCUUGAUGGGCAGCAGCGUGUUUUUGCUUGUCUUAAUUUUUCCAGCAUCCACCCAAGUGCCAAAAAGGACUUGUUCCUUCUGUUACAUCUCCUGGUUGCAAGAUCCUGCAACCUAGGCCCCUACCUGUUUGGCCUUCUCUCUUCACAGCCUCAGCCUGAAUUAAUCCUAACUUGUUACAGAGAGGAUCAUGGUUGGGCUCAUGCCCAGAGGAUGGGCAGCAUGUUGCACAUCUUCAACUGUGAAGUGCAUGGAACAUGCAAAAACAAAGUAGCACAAUUCCAGUGAGAGAGCUGCUGCAUCUGGUCAUGUGCUGAAUACACCCACCAUCUCAUCAAUGGAGGAAGCUGUUGAAAUACAGUCCUUACCCCUCUGCUUUACUGUAAUGGAGCAAAAGCAACAACAAGGAAACAGGCUGCCAUUUCUUUUACAACAUGGUAAACAAGUGCAGUGCUACAGACAAGAAGUGGGAAGGAAGCUGGCCAAGCGGGAAGAGCAGCCCUGUCAGUUGAGCACAAGUUGAUUCCAUAGUCUUCUGUGUGGGAGAGUCCAGUUUUGUCCUCCUUCUGGCUCUCUCUAGAGAGCUGUGACAUGUGCCUGCUUGCCACUGUCCUCCCAAGUUGCUGUUCCUGAGAAGGAAUGCAGAUCGCUAAGCAGGGUUUCUGCUCUACCCUCUGCGGCCUUGGAGGCCAUGUCUUCUUCCUCCUCCUCUGAGGGCUCCAGCUCUACUCUCUUUUCAAGUGGCUCAGGUGUGGUACUCUUGUUAAACAUCUCCUGCCUUUCUUCCUCGCCUUCAUUUUCUGCCUGCUGGAAGAGCAGCUCUGUCUGCUGCUCCUCCUCCGCAUCAUCACUCUGGCACUCCCCAAGUUCCUCAUCACUCUGCUCCUCAUCCUGGUAGCCGUGAGACAGCUCUUCACUGUGUAUCUGCCCCCAAAAGUUCUGCCAGCGGAGGACUAGCCUCCUCAUCAGGUGCUGGGGGUGAUACCUUCCCUCAGACUUGAGGCUCAGGUGCCGCCAUGCUAGAAACAGCAGGAUGAGAAGGAGCAAGAGCGUGAAGACCAGAAGACCCACGACGGCAUCAUCCCUCUUGUUGCCAACGCCACCUCUCUGUGAAGCCACGCUGAGGACCUCCCCAGGAAUUAGCAGGAACACAACCAAGACAGCAUGGGUGAGCCUCUGCAGAAAGACAGGAACCAGGAUGAAUUGCUGUCCUGCAAAUCAGGGCUGUUUGCUCACCUUUUUUACUUUUGGAACAGUUGCUAUCUUAGCUGUGUGAGUGUGUGGAUCGUGAAUUUCGGCUCUGUGGACCAGUAUUACCUAGUGUUAAUUGCUCUCUGCUAACAAAUGGCAAAAAGACAGAAUAGCAAGGCUUUGGGAUUGCUUAGAAGCAGUCUUCAAAGAAACAGCCCUGUUUAGUCUUGCAACAUAAAAAAAGGAGGAAAGGCAGGGUAUGAAAUGGAAUGUGGCAGCACCUUUGGACUUACUGGUUUUUAUUUUAGCAUGAGCUUUUGUGGAUUUAAACCCACUUCAGAUGCAGUAGAGUGAUAUAAAAGCCUCAGGUAUAAAGCAUAUUUAUACAGUUGUGGGAAUGGGAUAGAAUAUAAUAGGACCCAGAAAGAUGCAAAUCAUGUCUCUUGCCCUAAAUUUUCAAAGGGCUGGGCAAGGUGAUACAAGUCUUUCAGAUCUUUACAGUGGUCAAUUACUGUGAAUUUGUGAAAGUGACAAAUGUGCUUACCAAAAGUCAGUUUUCCUUGGCCAGCCUUCUGUAAAUCUGGUUUUUACCUGUUCACCACCUAGCCACUGAGAUUAGGCAGGGCUGCACUUGUACAGAUUUGUACAAAAUAGCAAUGAAAGAAAUGUUUGUUUUGCUGUUUCCAAGAUUUUAUUGAGUGCUGCAACAGAUCUGAGCUUUGCAGCAUCACUACAAACCAUCAUGUCUGUGAAUUGUGAUAACUAAAGAGGACAGUGUCUCCUGACACAAACUUCUGCUUUCUGGUUGUAUCCCAUAAUGGACAAUGUUCCACAUGUAGUUUGCACUUUAAAAAAAAACAAAUUGUGUGCCAAGAAAAGUUAAUUCUAUGAUGAUAAAUUAUGGAGACAAAAAGUAUGUGCUUAAUUCUUAUUUUUAUGUGAUUUUUGUAUCUGUUUUGUUAGUUCUGGGGAGGAACAUGGUGCUCAAUAGAGCCUUAAAGUCUCACCUCUGGCCACGAAAGGUGUUCUUUACUACUGCACUGGUUCCUGAGAACACAGCAAGCAUGAUCUGUCUGCUUUCUCCCCAUUAUGGAUGUAAAGGGAUGCAAAAACGUAUGAUCUUUUAAAGAAUAAAAACCAAUAUUCUCAGGAAA